CCUCACCGUCGGUCUCACUUCUCACGAAACAUCCUUAGCGUUCGGUUGUGUGUCCGUGCGUCUCCGGCCAUUUUUGUCCCAAGCAAGUAAGCCACACCAAGGCAAAGCAAAGCACAGUGUUCAGUUCACUCCUGCGGCUAGUCGGGUAGAGGUCACAGUCGUCAAAUCCAAGCGUAGCGGCAGUGUGUCCAGUCCGUUUUUGUUUGUUACGUGUACGCAUCUCACCUCGCAAGCAGAACCCGCGCCGUAUUCAUCCCCGCGGCAGCGCUCACUCGAGAAAGCAACAGAAUUAAAAAAAAAGUAAUCUCAAACCGGUAAGGGAUCAUCUCGGUUCCUUUGUUCCCCGCGCGGCCAGCCAGUGUGUGCGUCACUCGAGAGUGCGUGUUCUCGUUCUGUGUGCGCGUGUGUGUGUUUAGUCUCCGGUGGAGAAGGCCUGGAAAAUUUGUAGUGCGAAGGAAUUCAGCUUGGAAACAGUGCUAAAAAGCCAAUGCAAUUGUGAUCACCAGUGUGUGUGUGUGUGUUAGAAGCUUGGAAAGAUCCUCUCAACACAUCAGUGUGCACGUGUGUGUGUGUUUGUUUGAAGGUACUGAAAGGAAGAGUUCGCCCGUCCCCGUAUCCGUAGUUCGGAGCACAAAAAAAAAAACGCACCACAAAACAGGAAGAAAAGCUGCACAAGUGUCCAUCUUAUUUUGGACCUGGCCAUCUUGCUCUGAAGGUAUCCCACCCGCUCCCCUGUGCGCAGGAUAAAAAAGAACAGCCAAGCAAGCCCCCCCGGCCCACGCGUGUACCUUUUCGCUAAGCUCGCUUUCAACGCAUAAUCAGCAAGAUGACUGAAACCACAGAAGCACCAGUCGUUGCACAGACCGCCGAAACGAAGACCCCGUCGCCCACGAACGAGACGGCCGUCGUCACGCCGUCCGAGAACGGGCAUGCCGAGGGUGGAGAUGCCAAGACGGCAGUCGCCGGCGAAGAACAGACCAACGGCGGUGCGACCCCGGACGAGAAGGCGAAGGCCGAGGAGAAGAAGGAAGACCCACCGAAGGAGAUGCGCGCCGUCGUGCUGACCGGUUUCGGUGGUUUCAAGAACGUGAAGAUCCUGAAAAAGCCCGAACCGUCGCCCCAGGCCGGCGAGGUGCUGAUCCGCGUCAAGGCAUGUGGACUGAACUUCCAGGAUCUGAUGGUACGACUCGGUGCGAUCGAUUCGCCGCCAAAAACUCCUACCAUCCUCGGUUUCGAGUGUGCCGGCGAGAUUGAAGCCGUCGGUGAAGAGGUCGAAGGAUUCAAGGUUGGCGAUCGUGUGGUGGCCCUGCCAGAAUUCCGGGCCUGGUCCGAGCUGGUGGCCGUCCCGACCAAGUACGUCUAUCACAUUCCGGACGAGAUGACAUUCCAGGACGCGGCCGCCAUCGUGAUGAACUAUCUGGUCGCCUACAUUCUUAUCUUCGAUCUGGUGUCGCUGCGCGAGGGCAAGUCGAUUCUGCUGCAUUCCGUCGGCGGUGGUGUGGGUCAAGCCAUCGUACAGCUGGCACGCACCGUGCCGAAUGUAACCAUUUUCGGUGUUUGCUCAAAGUCGAAGCACGAAGCACUCGAGGCAACCGGUCUGAUUGACCAUCUGAUCGAUCGUACCGACUAUGUCAACGAGGUCCGGAAGAUCACGACCGAAGGCGUUGACAUCGUGAUGGAUUGCCUGUGCGGUGAGGAAUGCAACCGCGGCUACGGGCUGCUGAAGCCGAUGGGCAAGUACAUCCUGUACGGCUCGUCGAACGUUGUCACCGGCGAGACGAAGAGCUUCUUCAGCGUUGCCCGUUCGUGGUGGCAGGUGGACAAGGUGUCGCCGAUCAAGCUGUUCGACGAGAACAAGAGCCUGGGCGGGUUCAACCUGCGCCAUCUGCUGUACCAGCAGGACGGGUCCGAGUACGUGCGCUCGACCGUGGACAAGAUCUUCGGGCUGUGGAAGGACGGCAAGGUGAGGCCGGUGGUCGAUUCGGCCUGGGCGCUCGAGGACGUGGCGGAAGCGAUGCAGAAGAUGCACGACCGCAAGAACAUCGGCAAGCUGGUGCUGGACCCGUCGAUGGAACCGAAGCCGAAGCCGGCCACGCCCGCCAAGAGCAAGUCGAAGAAGCAGGCCAGCGAGGACAAGGGCGGCAAGAAGGACAAGGAGGACGACAAGAAGUCGGCCGAGAAUGGGGGCGGCGACGAGAAGAAGGAGGGCGGCGAGGCGGCCGACGAAGCCAAGACGAACGGCGAGGAGGGCGGCGAGGCGGCCCACGUGAACGGGGACGGCGGGGCGGCAGAGCAGAAGGAGGAACCGGCCGCCGCCGCCGCCGCCGCUACCAAUGGCGAUGCGACGGAGAGUGAGAAGAAGGAAUCGAGUUGAACGGUUAGCGGCACCGCAGCCACACACUAGAAGCAUUGCAACAAAGCACAACAACUAUCCCAAAACCCGCUCCUCCAUCAUUGAACAAUUUUACUGUUUUUUUUUUACUUCCACAACACACACCCCUGAACACACACCACGCGUCCCUGUGUCACCAAACCAGGCUGCUGAUCGUGCGCGGGGAUCGCGCGUGCGUGCAUCUGUCGGUGUUUCGUGUGCCACAUUAAACAACAAACAAAACCCGCUCCUCCCUUCCCCACUUCGCCCCAGCUUCAUCAUCCCCACUGGAGGAAUUGCAAAGAUAAGAGGAAGAGCAGCAGCGCCGAGCAACUAUAAAUAUAUAUAUAUUAUAAAUAUAUCUAAUGGCAAGCAAGCAUACGAAAAGUCAUACGCGGCAACCGAAAUCAUCACCCCCGCUAACCACCUAAACCCCCCUCUCAACUGCAUCACACACUAUGAGAAGCUACUACACUACAGAAAGGCCCGCCACUAUAAUGAAACGUACACAGCAAGCAGUAACAGGACGGGGCGAACAAAACAAAUAACACAUACAUGCGAACAUAAUCAUAUGAAAAUAGGUGGGAAAUGUUGCUCGUUAAGUGGAAGAACAGCCUGAAACUAGAGAAGCCAACGUUAUGAAAAGAGGAAGUGGAGGGAAUGUUUAGAAAACUGGCCAGGUAUGCAACACGCUCAAACGAUCUAUGCCGAGCAAUCGCCGCAGGAAGAGAUCAUGCAAUUGGGUGGUUUGUGCGAACGUUGAUCUCAUCUCUCUUCAUUCGUUUUCUUUCCUUGUACUUGCAAGUAUCUUUGUUCUUUUUUUUAAAUUCCCCCAUUUUGCUGCUUACCGCUAAAGCCUAAACUAUAAACGACAACGUCAAGAUUUCAGCGUGUGUGGACAUCGAUAUUCCUUGGCAGGAACGAUUCAGAACGAUAAAUUUUCAGUGCGCGCGUGUGUGUGUGUGGCCUAAGAAGUAAUAGCGUCGAACCAGGGCAGGGUUGUAGGGAGCAAACGAAGCAAUGAAAUCAGAAUUGCGCACUAAAUGGACAUCUUCUCACACACAAGAGCACACAGCAACACACAAGACACACACCCUUACACACACACACACCCGAGCGCGGAUACGAUGAGGAGUAUAAUUAGGGGAUCGGGAUCGUUUCUUCCUUCUUUUUUUUUAAAUAUGUGUCAUUUUUUAUGUAAUAUUUAAAUAUCUAAUUGUAAUAUUUUUUUCAUAUUGUAUUGUUUGCGUCGCCGUCACGGAAAAGCUGCUGCCCAUAAUGUAUCAUCAUCCAGACCCUGCCUCCCUGUGUUAUGAUGAUGGUGCCUGCAGAGCAUAACUAAUCGAAAUUUAUUCAUUUUACGUUUUACCGGUAUCAUCAUCGGUUUCGUUUUUCCGUUUUUUAUGUAAUUAAUUACAGUAGGAGAGGUUACUUUCUUGCGCGCACUGAGGGUACGUGGGAAAGUAAAUUCCAACAAUUGUCUGCUAAAAUUAUAAAACACAAAAACGAUGAGAAAAAGAACGAAAAAAAAACACACAUAUAUGUUAGCCAUGAUUUGCUCGUUCGGUUCCGGGUUUUCGGGUGUCCUUGUGAACCGUUUGUUUUUCCCAAAUUAAUCAUCACCCCGAAGCGCGCGCUCCCCACAUAUAUGCAUUAUUGUUCUUGUUUAAAACUAUGGUUUUGUAGGUGUGUGUGUGAGUGUGUGUCAUGGGCAACAGGCGGUGUUGUGUUAUUGAGAACAAGAAAGGUACGCCCACAAUAAUGCACACAAAUGCAUCAUCGUCUGCAGGAAGCAUGUCAAAAGAGUAUAGUAAUUAUAUAAAAAUAUAAUGGGGGUGUGUGCUUUUUCGCAUUAUAUCGAUUUUUGUAUAAAUUAACGGAGGCCCCAGAGGAACGCGCGGAUAUAAUUAUUAUUUUUUACAUUUUUACACAAUUCGUCAUGUUUUGCGACAUAAAAUGGAGAUGAAAACAAAAAGUGGAUAAUAAUUGUAAAGCCUGAGAUUUAUAAAA
Anopheles coluzzii is the source of this 4381-nucleotide messenger RNA. Its product is annotated as synaptic vesicle membrane protein VAT-1 homolog-like. The transcript is spliced from 8 exons. NCBI's taxonomy places the organism in Eukaryota, Metazoa, Arthropoda, Insecta, Diptera, Culicidae. The coding region runs from base 827 to 2374 and encodes 515 amino acids. The record is from RefSeq and is a predicted model, not a curated record. Gene Ontology annotation, molecular function: oxidoreductase activity.